AGCCCGGACCUGCCAGAGUCCCUCAGCCCGGACCUGCCAGAGUCCCUCAGCCCGGACCUGCCAGAGUCCCUCAGCCCGGACCUGCCAGAGUCCCUCAGCCCGGACCUGCCAGAGUCCCUCAGGGGGGAUUGAAAGGCCCAGUGCAGUCAAAAUUCAAUUUUUUUCUCGGUUUUAUACCAGUGUUAUUUCCCGAUAGUUGCUGGUUGAAAAUAAAGUCUAAACAGGACCUUCUAAUCAGCAGGUUUGCAUGUGCGGGAUUUUCGGCUUUCCAUGGUGACAUCGCCAUGCGGUAAAUUAGUAAUAGACCAAUAACAAAGAGAGUUCCAAACCUCUCUGCCAAUAACAGCUAGUUUUCCGUUUUACCCUCCCCAUUCAGACCACACCCAGACAUUCCUAACAAAAUGAUUGCUUGAGAAAUUGUUUUGUUUUUUGCUAAAAAGCCAUUUCUAAAAUCUGCAUAAAAAAUGUGCACAUUUUUGUGGUGUUUCCACCAAACGGAUAAUUUGCGAAUAAAAAUAUGUGCGUGAUGACGUUUUGUCCACAAAAUUAACUUUUUCACUUAGGUUUAAACGUACCAAAUAAAAAUCUAAAAUUCAAUGUGUUUCCGUCACAUUUUUAACUCUACUGAUAGUUUUGUCCCCCAAAAAACUGUUGCCUUAUAUAGCAAAUGUGCCUACUCUAGUUUUGGUGCGUGCGCCCUAGUCAACAGUUCGCAGAUACAGUGCGGGUAGGCUGGUCUACAUGAUGAGAUUACUAUAGAUAUGAGCAAGAAUAUUUUUAUUUGUCAAACGGCAGUCAAGCAUCGAUCAUCAUGUCACCAGAAUAAGACCCUUGGAAAUGUGCAUCAAGAUCACCGUGCACUUUCACCACCCUGUGAAGUUCAUCAGAACUUAUUUAAUCUGCAGCCUAAUAAACUGUAUGGUUUCCUGAGUCGUAGUGGGAGGACCACACAGUAUGUCAUUGCGUGACUCCAAGUUUACUUCGAUAUCAUGGUUAUUAUAUCAAUGUUUGGUAAUAAAGGCGUUUCCACCGCCAUUUCUCGCAUAAUACAUUUUACCGACACAAAAAGAUCCCAACAUGUCGAACGAACAAAUGUUCUUUCGGAAUGUAUACAAUUGUACCGAAACUUCCUGUUUCCAUCAGAGCUGUCGUGAUUUCUUUUACACAGUACGACUUUACUCGCAUAAAAACUGGAUGGAAAUGUGGUAAGGUACUUAAUAGUUACCCAGAAAUAUUUGACAUCAGCAUAAUAACAGCUGCACUGGGCCUUUUAACAAAGCAUUUCUGAGGGUAUCAUGCAUACCUUAAUAAGGUAGGCUACUAGUAAAUAUUGGAGUACGUAGUUAUAUUAGGCAAUCUAAUGAAAAUAAUGAGCUAAUAAUAUAAGAAUUCCGGUAUUGGAAGUUUUUGAGGUUCAUAAUGCAGGUGAUUUAUGUGUCUUUGUAAUGAAAUGACGGGGCCAAACCUGACCCAUACCUGUAGGUGGCAUAUAUAGACCCCUUUCUGUGUUUGCAAACAUUGCCGCAUGAGGGCGAUCCGCGCAAGUUAGUGGCAGAACAAAGGGGAGUUCUUAUAGAACGGCAGCAAAAAAAAAAGUGCAUUUCACACUACUUUUGGAUUAGAAUGACAUUUUAAGGCUCGUCUGAAUGUCCUGCUUAAUAUAAUGUGUGUAUCAUCAUCGCAAAUCAUUUAUUUUGCAAAGAUCACAACCGAAUAUAAUCUUAGGGACUGUUCAUGCAAGAAUCAAAACAUAAGCAUAUGAGAACCCAAAACAGUUUUUUUUAGGAGUAAUAAAAACGUAAAUCUAGGCUAUGUUGAAAAGGCGUAGAUGACGAUGGCUUUCUUACUGCCCCCAAUAGUCGGUCAGUGUGCCGUGUACUGGAAAGGGGUCUAUAUCUACUCAGAAGGGCGAGGCACGCUACAUCUCAUUCUUACAUAUUGAUUUUGGUUUUGAUGUAUUGAGAGGGAAAUGAUAAGGUUUGCCAUAUUUUCAUUUAAAGGUGAUAUUUUGAAUUUGGGAAUACAAUAUAUUGUAUAUAGUGGUGUAAAGUGAGUAAGUAAAGAAAAUAUGUAUUUUUUACUCCUAUUAUACAUUAUACAUUUUCCGUGACACCCAAAAGUACUCGUUACAUUUCGAAUGCUCAGGUAGGACAUCAAUAUGGUCCACUUCAUGUAACGCGUUGUCAUCCCUACUGCUUCUGAUCUGGUGGAUUCACUAACCAUAAAUACAGCAUUUGUAAAUUAAAUAUUGGAGUGUGCCCCUGGCAGUCUGUACAUUAAAAACACAAGAAAAUCGUGCCAUCUGGUUUGCUUGCUAUAAGGAAUUUUAUGUAUAGCAUUUACUUACUAAAUUAGUAAUUUUUCCACCACUGUACUUAAGUACAUCUAAAACCAGAUACUUUUAAACUUUUACUCAAGUAGUAUUUUACUGGGUGACUUUUAUUUUUACUUUAGUCAUUUUCUAUUAAGGUAUCUUUACUUUUACUUAAGUAUGAGAAUUCAGUUAUUUUUCCCACCACUGAUUUUAUCAAUACAUUAUUUUGAGAGUCUGUAAAAUACAUGUCAUACUGUACAUUUGUAGCAAAGGCUUCUCGAGCCCUCCAGCCCACAGAUGGCGGUGUACCCAUUGGGUCUACCCCUUUAAACUGCUUUACAGACCAUGUCCACCAAUGAAGAAGAUGUACUUCCUUCCUCCACCAGGUUUUUCAUUGUUUACAAUCGUUCGGUGCAAAGAAACGUGUGUAUUUGAAGCUUAACAUGAAUGAAAUGUGACAUGUUUAGGACUUAGAUAAGUAUCUAGCCGGAAUGUUCUAAUUCCAUGCCGAGCAUCCAACACGGGUUGUUUCUCUGCAAACAUUUGCCUGUUAGUCUAGCCUAGACAUGGCUUUUGCUCCCGCUGUGUGGUUAGCUGCUCAAGCAGAACUAUACGAGGACGACGAAGAGGCCGAGGCAAACAACUUCCCAGAGCCACAGAAAAACUACUUGGGCGAUUACAAUGAUGAUUAUUUAUUUGAGAGGUUCCGUUUAACUAGACCUUGCAUAAGUUUCAUCACGGAUUGCGUCAGGCUCCGGAUGAAAGCCACGCUCCAGCAAAUGAAUGGACCUUCCGUCGAUGAAAUGGUGAUAGUGGCACUGGACUAUUACGUAAAUGGUAUUUUGUCAACCAAAGUCGUAGAUAUGAUUCAAAUGGAGCAAAUGGAGAUUCACGAAGUCAUCAACAAUGUCUCAAAAGUGUUGUCAGGUAUGGUCAGGGAGUUUAUCACUUUUCCCGCGAAUGGUGAGGAACGAGCAAAUGUGGCACACGAGAUCAAGAAAAUAUGCGGGAUUCCGACCUCCAUGGGCAUGGUGGGAUGCAUGCAUGUCAAGGUGAGACCACCUCAGCACGACAAGGAAGCUUUUCGGAACACAAUGGAUAACCACACCGUCAUGACCCAAGUCAUUUGCGAUUGUGAAGGGAAUUUAAUGAGCGUUGAAAACUGCUGCGUUGGCAGCACACCAGAGCAAACCAUAUGGGAUAUGUCGGAUAUUGCCCAGCAACUAAAGCAUGGAGCACAUGGGACGCAUUGGAUCAUUGCCGGAAAAGGCUAUGCGUUGAGCAGACACCUCCUGACGACCGUUUCGCCAGCCAAAGAGAAGGCGGAUCGGCGGUUCAAUGCAGCCCACGGCAUGAUCCACUCGGUCCUCCAGAGGACCAUCACCUUGGUGAAGAGGCGCUUCAGGUGCCUGGCCAAUCUGGGCCAUGUGCAGCAGAACAGUCUGGACAAGAAGGCUGAGAUCAUCAAGGCCUGCUGUGUCCUGCAUAACAUCGCUAAGAAGUUUUCGGUGCCUGCGCUCAACGGUACCGUGCUAGAGACCAUGCACCCGGCUGAGAAUCACCAGGUGCCGGUGGUGGAGGUGCCUAGCUACGCCGAGAAAUCCAGAGCUGCCAUUAUCGGCAUUUAUUUCUCGCAUUCCUCCGGGAAUGACGGCGUUUCAGACUGAGGACAUAUUUGUAUAAAAGGGUUGUUGACAUUUGGGUUUAAUAGGAGGAUGGUUCGGUCCCUUAUUAUAACAGUUUGUGAAAAUAGGUGCUACUGGAUUGACAAAAAAAAUAUUUUAUUUUAUCACGCUUUGUGAUACAUGAAAACCAAAUGACAAUACUAUGGGUUUAUCUAUUUACAUGUUUUUAUACAUUGUCAAUACAUGCCAAGUAAAAAUCUAAUCCUCCAUGGAUCAUUUGAAUUGCGAUUUAGAAAUUGAUAGGCUAAAAUGGACAUUUAUUGAAAACACAAGCAGCAUUGAGUAUUCUAACACAAUGAUUUUAAAAAAAGUACCUACAUGAAUGUGAAGUGUGCUGAAUUCUCCUGAACAUAGCCAGUGAAUGAUUACAUGCAAUAUAUGCUUAAACAUUAUGUACAUGUGAAUAUAUUUAAAUAAAAAUCUCAACAUACAGAAGAAAUUACAAAAUUAAA
Messenger RNA from Salvelinus fontinalis (brook trout), 4451 nucleotides. RefSeq names its product putative nuclease HARBI1. The record is from RefSeq and is a predicted model, not a curated record. Lineage: Eukaryota; Metazoa; Chordata; Actinopteri; Salmoniformes; Salmonidae. The coding region runs from base 2881 to 3981 and encodes 366 amino acids. The transcript is spliced from 2 exons.